AUGCCACACUACACCACCACCCCCGACUUCUCCACCCUCUUCUUCCACAACCUCGAGCACCAACGCCGCACCUUCUCCCCAAAGUUCGACGUCUACGAGACCGCCACCUCCUACACGCUCGAAGGUGAUCUUCCCGGCCUCGAGAAGCAAAACCUCAGCAUCGAGUUCACCGACCCCGUAACGCUCGUCAUCAAGGGCCAUAUCUCAAAGAAGUCCCCCUCAACUACCACCUCCGAGACGCUCAAGAGCGGGUCACGGACACCCUCACCGGAAAGAUCACUCAAAGCGACGGUCGAGGAUGAUGUCGACGAGGAGGACAGGAAGGAGAAGAAGAGUGAUGCGGUGGUAGAGAAGCGCGGCGAGAAGAGGAAGGAGAGGGAGUUCAAGACAAGGCAGUGGGUGAGUGAGAGGACGGUUGGCGCGUUCCAGAGGAGCUUUACAUUCCCGGCGGGGAUUGAGCAGGAGGGGGUAACGGCGGGGUUGGAGCAUGGGGUGUUGAGGAUUGUGGUGCCGAAGAUGGCGCCGGUGUCGAGGAGGAUUGAGAUCUCAUAA
This is a messenger RNA of Morchella sextelata, 552 nucleotides long. RefSeq lists its product as uncharacterized. The record is from RefSeq and is a predicted model, not a curated record. Lineage: Eukaryota; Fungi; Ascomycota; Pezizomycetes; Pezizales; Morchellaceae. Gene Ontology annotation, biological process: response to salt stress; protein complex oligomerization; protein folding. The transcript has a single exon. Bases 1 to 552 code for a protein of 183 amino acids.